This is a messenger RNA of Strongylocentrotus purpuratus (purple sea urchin), 2346 nucleotides long. It is a transcript of the gene SPIH, whose product is annotated as hyperpolarization-activated (Ih) channel. The record is from RefSeq and is marked provisional. NCBI's taxonomy places the organism in Eukaryota, Metazoa, Echinodermata, Echinoidea, Camarodonta, Strongylocentrotidae. Gene Ontology annotation, molecular function: monoatomic ion channel activity. Gene Ontology annotation, biological process: transmembrane transport; monoatomic ion transport. Gene Ontology annotation, cellular component: membrane.
AUGGCUAAACCCGUCGGCUUUCUGCAGAGGCAGCUAUGGACUGUUCUCCAACCUUCAGACAAUAGACUCUCAAUGAAACUUUUCGGAAGCAAGAAAGGGUUACAAAAGGAAAAAUAUCGGUUGAGGAAGGCGGGGGUUCUUAUCAUUCAUCCAUGUAGUCAUUUCAGAUUUUACUGGGAUCUACUGAUGCUGUGCCUGAUCAUGGCAAACGUCAUCCUCCUACCCGUCGUCAUUACUUUCUUCCACAACAAGGACAUGAGUACGGGUUGGCUCAUCUUUAAUUGCUUCUCAGAUACCUUCUUCAUUCUCGAUCUCAUCUGCAACUUUCGGACCGGCAUCAUGAAUCCGAAGUCGGCCGAACAGGUGAUCCUCAACCCCCGUCAAAUCGCCUAUCAUUAUCUCCGUUCAUGGUUCAUCAUCGAUCUCGUGUCUUCCAUCCCCAUGGACUACAUCUUCCUCCUCGCUGGCGGCCAGAACCGUCACUUCCUCGAGGUGUCCCGAGCCCUCAAGAUACUGCGCUUUGCCAAGCUUCUCAGUCUUCUUCGACUCCUGCGUCUGUCAAGGCUCAUGCGGUUCGUCAGUCAAUGGGAACAGGCCUUCAACGUAGCUAAUGCCGUCAUCCGAAUCUGUAAUCUCGUGUGUAUGAUGCUUCUGAUUGGUCAUUGGAAUGGCUGCCUUCAAUAUCUCGUGCCCAUGCUGCAAGAAUACCCCGACCAAUCAUGGGUCGCCAUUAAUGGCCUUGAGCACGCUCAUUGGUGGGAGCAGUAUACAUGGGCACUCUUCAAAGCCCUUUCGCACAUGCUCUGUAUCGGGUACGGCAAGUUUCCACCUCAAAGCAUCACCGAUGUCUGGCUAACGAUUGUCAGUAUGGUGUCCGGUGCGACCUGCUUCGCCCUGUUCAUCGGACACGCUACGAAUCUCAUCCAGUCCAUGGACUCCUCCAGCAGGCAAUACCGUGAGAAGUUGAAACAAGUUGAAGAGUACAUGCAGUAUCGCAAGCUACCGUCCCACCUACGAAACAAGAUCCUCGAUUACUACGAGUACCGAUACCGAGGAAAGAUGUUUGAUGAGAGGCAUAUCUUUCGAGAAGUGUCGGAGAGUAUACGACAGGAUGUCGCAAACUACAAUUGUCGCGACCUGGUCGCAUCCGUCCCUUUCUUCGUCGGUGCCGACUCAAACUUCGUCACCCGUGUGGUGACGCUGCUCGAAUUCGAGGUCUUCCAACCCGCUGACUUUGUUAUACAGGAAGGUACUUUCGGUGAUCGCAUGUUCUUCAUCCAGCAGGGCAUCGUCGACAUCAUCAUGUCCGACGGCGUCAUCGCCACGUCACUCAGUGACGGCUCAUAUUUUGGCGAAAUCUGCCUGCUCACCCGGGAGCGCCGUGUGGCAUCGGUGAAGUGCGAGACCUACUGCACGCUCUUCUCGCUCUCCGUCCAGCAUUUCAACCAAGUGCUCGACGAGUUUCCCGCCAUGAGGAAAACGAUGGAAGAGAUAGCCGUUCGUCGUCUGACCCGAAUCGGGAAGGAAUCGAGCAAGCUGAAAUCCCGCCUAGAGAGCCCGACGAUCAGGGACACUGCCCCUCUCUUUCCGAUCCCCCCUGACACACCGUCUUUCGUCACCGACAUCGAAAAGAACCGGUUCUUUGGCGACGACACGGACGAUGUACACAUCAGGACCCGAGUCGACGUCGAGCGUGGUUCGCAUGAAAACGUCAUCGCCAUCAUGGAUGGGAGUUUAUCCGACCUCAGGAUGGAAAACGAAGUCCAAGCCCGUAAAUCGUCUAGCGGAAAACGGAGGAAAUUCCAACAACAAACAACCGAACUUUGACGACUUGAAACAGACAAUGAUGGACGCUUACAAUUUCCAGUGAUUCAAUACUUACGCAAUGCAGAUAUUAGUUUUUGUACCUGAUUGUUAAGAAUGUAUUGAAUUUGUAGAUCAGUCCAGCAAAUAAGAAAGCAUAAUUUGGAAUUUCUUUUAUUGAGGAAGUACUGAAAACAAUGUGAUAGCAGCCGGUAGUAAUAUCUUGUCCAUUAUCCAGGCUAUAUUUUUCGCGCUUUCUUACGAAGUAAAUGAAAGGAUCGAUUAAAUUAUUGGUCUUUGUCUGCUGCGCUUUGUAUCUGAUGCCGAAAAGGAAUGAAACGUGAUUAGAACAGUAAUCGAUUGAACUACAGAAGUCUUUUCAAAAUAUUGAAUGUAUGGAAGGAGGGGGAAGGUUUGAUAUAUGCAAAGAAAUGGAGAAAUAUUUUUGUAAAUUUAUCUAGAAUGAUACUAUUGAUGCUGGAAAGAUAUUGAAGUUGUCCAAUGUUGUGUCAAAUCACCAACUAUUUGACAUUUGUCUUUUUC